UCGACUAGAAAUGGUUCAGCCCGGAGGGUUUACAGGAAGUUGUAGCAGCUGCCAUGUUUAGCUGCUUUGUUGUAGAUUCCGUCUAGGUUUCCUGCAGAUUUUAAGUGUUGCAAUGGAACCGAGCUGGAGUACAUUUUUAUUCCAGUCUUCUGUAGGUCCCAUGGUUCCAGGGAAUCCACGUAGGGACUACUACACAGGGAUCAGACAGGCCAAUGAAGCCCUGCAUCACCAGCACCAGGUGGCCCAAAACAGCUUGCUGCCUCUCCUCCAGUCAGGAGGACCAGAACCUGUGGACCAGAAACCUGUGAUGCCCAUCCUCCUGGAUCAGAAGCCCCCGGUCAGCGUCGCUGAGCUCCUCAAGGACAAUGUGGCCAGUGGGACAGGGGGAGGCGGAGGAGGAGGAGGCGGCGGCGGUGGUCCCGUUGUAGUGGUGAAGAAAGAGCCCAAGUCCAAAACGCCUUUCAUCUGCGGCUACUGCAACAAGGCCUUCCGGGACAGCUACCAUCUCAGACGGCACGAAUCCUGCCACACGGGCGUCAAGAUGGUGUCUCGUCCCAAGAAGACACAGACGGCGCCCACAAUGGUGCCCAUGAUCUCCACAGUGCCACAGCGUGAGAACAGCGGCGGUCAGCCCUCUUACAUCUCCACCAUCGCUGGCAUCCUCACCACGGCCACAACCUCAGCCUCCACGGGCUCCAGCAUCAUGUCUCCCACCAUGGUGCAGCAGCACCAGCAUCAACAGCAGCACCACCAUCAUCAUCAUCAGCAGCAGAGCCAGCCCAAGAAGCCUGCCAAGCCAGUGAAGAAGAACCACGGCUGUGAGAUGUGUGGCAAGGCCUUCCGUGACGUCUACCACCUGAACCGUCACAAGCUGUCCCACUCAGACGAGAAGCCCUUUGAGUGCCCCAUCUGCCAGCAGCGCUUCAAGAGAAAGGACCGCAUGACCUACCAUGUGCGCUCACACGACGGGGGCGUUCACAAACCUUACAUCUGCUCUGUCUGUGGGAAGGGCUUCUCCAGGGAUAUCGGCAGGGGACAGGGAGAAUGCUGCAGGGGCCAGACGGCACCAGAAGAGAUGGGUCUCCAGUGUAACUCCUGCAGCUCCCAAGGCCAAUGGCCUGACCAUCUAAGCUGUCAUGUGAAGCAUGUUCAUUCCUCAGAGAGACCCUUCAAAUGCCAAGUAACGGCCUGCACCUCUGCUUUCGCCACCAAAGACCGCCUGCGUUCCCACAUGAUCCGACACGAGGGCAAGGUGACCUGCAACAUCUGUGGCAAGAUGCUGAGCGCUGCCUACAUUACAAGCCACCUCAAGACCCACGGCCAGGCCAGCUUCAACAACCCCUGUAAUAAAGGGCUAAGUGACUGGCAGUGGAACCACCACUCAGGGCUACGAAAAGGUGAGUUGACGGUAGGAGAGAUCUUAAAUAACUCCUUCCAAGUCCUUAUGGACAUCUCUCGUUUUCAAGACUCUAACAACGUGCACAACUCCGGCUCAGUGACGCCCGUCACCAACUCUGCCGCCAUCACCUCGGCGAUGAACCGUGGCAACGCCAGCAACCCGGUAACCAUCGCCGCCCAGAUGAACAUCACCACCAGCACGGUCAACAUCACCUCUCCAAUCAACCUGCAGCACCCAGUGACCAUCACUGGGCCCAUGAAUAUAGCCCACCCUGUGGCCAUCACCUCUGGGAUGCCCAUGAAUAUAACCGGGCCGCUUAACAUCGCCAUGCGGCCCAUGGAUAGCAUGCCUUUUCUCUCCCAGGUCCUGCCUUCCUCCCCUCCCUGGUAGUAACCCCUUCCCUGGUCCCUGGUUAGCAUCUCUUUAUCAACCCCUCUCACCUCUCUCCUUCUACCCCCAAACCACCACCUCCUCCCUUACUUUAGCAGACCUUCCUCCUUACCAGGAGUACUAUAGAUGAUCUUGUAGUAGAGCAGAGGUGUAGUAUGGUGGGCUAGCUGGACGCUGUACCUGUCUGUCCGUCUGGCUGCAGUGGGAGCAGCUGUGACUGCAGCAUGAUGAGAGGUGGACUGGCCAGCCCCUGUAGAUGCUGGUGCAUUUAAUUACCUUUUAACUGCCGGUAGGAGAACAGUCCUGGAAACCAUGUGAAGUCUCGGAAGGAGGAAUGGAGCUUUGGAAUGAUGCUCCAAGUGGAAGCCUGACGUAAACAAACAACGAGUUAUCCCUCGCCUCUUGCGUCAGAACAUACCUGCACAUUUGGCAUUGGAAUGAAACUGUAACAAAUGUAUUGCUGGUAUUAAUGUUUUUAAAUGCUCUCUUACAGAGCAGAUGGUUUUUAUAUUAGUUUUCCUUUUGUUAUUAUUAUUAUAGCCUGCUAAUCAGUAUUUAAUAGUUGUAUGCAUUGUAAGGAGUUAAGUACAGCAAAAGGGACAAAGUAUACCAUUUUGCAGGAUGGUGAUUUUUUUCUGGAGAGAAAAAUAUCAAAGGCUCAACAGUUCAAUCUUAGGUCAAUGCCUUUGACUGCGUAAGGUGAGCUCUCCCAGGUCCUGAUGCCAUCUCUGGAAAAUGGUCACAUUCUCACUGCUGGUUACUGUAAACCUAUACAUGGUUUUUGUUAGUUUUGUUUUUGGAAUAGUUGUCAGGUGUAUUUUUAGAUGACUUGAUAAAGUAGCCGGAGGACAUUACAGUGGUAAUGUUACAGGAACACAAGGAGGAAAUGUCUCGCACUGAAAGCAUAUCCCCAAGUUAAUGUCCUGAAAACAGCAGUAUUAUUAAGAAUCAAAAUUAGUAGUGUUGGCUGUGAGCCUUGUUAAUGUAGAGGCUAUCAGAGCCACCUAGUGGUGCAGUAGACACUAUGCUGAAAAAACAGUCCCAAAGUUCACCUUUUAAAACUUUUAGUGAAAAUAGUUAUGUUGGGAGAGGUUUUUGUAGGGCCAUUUAAUCCCCCCCUCUUUUUAGUUUUUUUUUAUUGCAGGUUUAGGAUCUUAUAAGUAUGAACUUCUACUCAGGAACCGUACUGAGAGUAGCCCAGUCUUUUGAUGAGAGUAAAAGGAUCAAUUUAAGGUCAACACGCAACCUUGGUUGACCUUAUACCCAUUCUUUGUAAAUAUUACAACACAAUUAUUUUAUUAUUUUGUCUUUGCCUUUCAAAAAAUGUAAUAAAAGUAGAUAUCCUUCAACACAGGUCAGGGCUGCAAUUACUUUAUCAAUGUCAAUACGACCGUCCAUUGGACUACUUUUGCAUAGUUUACUUCCCAGGCUAGUUUGAGGCUUUUCUGUCUUCUUAGGUCAUUUUUAUUAUAUUACUGUAGAACCAAAGCUGCCAUCUGGGGCCCAAGGUGCCCAGAAAGAGAAUGGAAGCAGAGAUGAGAGGCUGUGUCAACUACAUGUGUUCUAGAAUGGUCAAAGAUUAUGGGUCAAGGGUCACAAGGCUGCUUCCUUCCCCAGCCCAGUGCCUACUGGCGCUGCCUAGGCCUAUGUUCAGUACACAGGCCUCUCCCUCAACUGGCAGGAACUCUUUGGAACGCGUGUAGCCGGCACGGCGCCGAUGUGAGCCAUUGCCCCAAAAUCAGGCUGUAUGUCAAACUGGUGGACGUUGUUCAGAGACUUCUGCCCUCGUCAGUGGCCUCGCCUUCCCUGUGUCUCUGUCUUGGGAAAGGCAAGAUGUAUGAGGCCUUUGCUAGUAUUGCAUGCAUGCCAACACAGUGCCCGAAGAUAAUUACUCUAAUCUGGUAUGGAGUUGUGGUCUUGUUGGCAUUGGAUUCCCUUUCCAUCGAUCUCGUAUCGAUGCUGCAUGUGGACGUCUGAGCUCGUCCAAGUUUGGGUUGAGUAAAAAAAUAGUCAUUAGACUUGACAACUUUUUUAAAAAGAAAACACUACAAACAGAAUAGUUUUGAAGUAUGUGUAUGUUUGUCAUUUGGCCUUCCGCAGUGGCCGUAACUAGUGUGCCUGAACUGCUUUACAACAAGACUAUUUCACACCUCUGCUUCCUCUUCUAGAUGUGAUGGACAUAGACUUAGACAACACUAGUGCCCAAUAGCCUGUUUUAGCAUGGGCAGCGCCAUUGAGGACUUUUUGAAGAAGUCAACUGGAUGGGACUUCCUAUAGGGUUAAGGAAUGAUCACAUAAUUCUAUCCAGGUCACCAGGUGGGAUCAACCAAUGAAUUCAACUCAUGAGGAAACAUUCCAUAACUGCAGGUGGCAGUAAAUCGCCUACCUUGUUCUAACAACACACUCCAGGUGGCAGUAUGCACCCUUUUAGUUUGUUUACCAACUCAUAGAAGUAGUAGUAGAAGAAGAAAGUGUACUAUUUCAGAAUUCAAUGGUGCUGCCUCUGCUCUCACAGAUGCCAUAAUGUCUAUGGUGAUGGACUUGUUUCGUGAAGGAAGCCUUAACUGUUCAGAUGGCUAAGAGCUAGACAGCCCCCUCAACCAAAUUGAUAUGUUGUCAUUUUUGGGGGCGGGGAGUAUGGUUUACAUUGAAUUAAGUGUUUUGUAAGCAACAUUCUAAACCGUUAUAAACAUUUUGAAAACUUGUUCUGUAAUAAUUUUAUAAAUAAAGGGCCAUUACUCUUAUGCACCAUCAGUUUCUUUUUAACCAAAUGCUUUUAAUUUGUUUACGAUGACACUACAUUUUUUAAAAAUGCAAUGAUGGGUUUGGGCUUAACUUAAGUUUUGGAAGAGAGAAGUUGGUCUGAUCUUUCUCAAUUUUCUUUAUGAUUUGGAAGUUCUUGGAGCCCUGUGAAGGCUGAUGAAUGUAUAUCUUUGUACAAAACCAUUUAGUUCAGAGGACAUGUUAGUUAUGGUAGACACAUGCAAGGAAAAAAAAACUUUUUAUAAAUCUUUUUGUAUUAGAACAUUAACAAUGGUAAUUUUGUAUAUACGAAGACUAGGCUUUCUAAUUAGCAUAAAGGUAAACAUUCCUACUUUUUUUUUUAUAUACAUAUGUGUGUCAAGAAUAAUUGUAAACAUAUGCGCAAUGUUUUUCUGUGCCUUUUAUUUGGGUUGUCUAAAUAAAAGAACUAUAAAACAUGAUUGUGGACUGUCCAUGCUGAGUCUCAGUGUAGGGAGGACAGAGUUAACAUUUGGCUCACCCAACACCUCCUAAAAGGUAUCUCCUUUCUUUCGUCCCCCCCCAUUUCCCCCCCUCAGGUGUCUACACUGCCUGGCUCACAGUUGGCGUGCUAUUGGAGUAUGGUGUAAUGAUAAGUGCCUCUGUGACUGCGUAUUGAGAGGAUUUGGGGUGUAUUGUGCCAAACCAUGCUGUGUGUGGGUGUUUUUUUUUCUUCUCACUCAUUUACAUUUUUAUCAAUUAAACUUGGAAACUUGGA
Messenger RNA from Oncorhynchus mykiss (rainbow trout), 5288 nucleotides. Its product is annotated as vascular endothelial zinc finger 1. The record is from RefSeq and is a predicted model, not a curated record. Gene Ontology annotation, cellular component: nucleus. Gene Ontology annotation, biological process: embryo development; regulation of transcription by RNA polymerase II. Gene Ontology annotation, molecular function: DNA-binding transcription activator activity, RNA polymerase II-specific; RNA polymerase II cis-regulatory region sequence-specific DNA binding. Lineage: Eukaryota; Metazoa; Chordata; Actinopteri; Salmoniformes; Salmonidae.